Penicillium taxi is the source of this 3483-nucleotide messenger RNA. RefSeq lists its product as uncharacterized. Lineage: Eukaryota; Fungi; Ascomycota; Eurotiomycetes; Eurotiales; Aspergillaceae. The record is from RefSeq and is a predicted model, not a curated record. Gene Ontology annotation, molecular function: phosphorelay sensor kinase activity; protein binding. The transcript has 7 exons. Bases 1 to 3483 code for a protein of 1160 amino acids. Gene Ontology annotation, biological process: phosphorelay signal transduction system; phosphorylation.
AUGUCUCUUUCGGCCGCCCGCGGGCCAGAUCAUCCUCCACCUUCAAAGGCUGAGAAAGACCGCAUCCGUGAACUUUCUAGAUAUUAUUGUACCUUCAAUCACUCCGAAAAAGAUUUCAGUUCAUCUGCCCCACAGGGAGAUGAACAGCCUGGAGUCGCAAAUCUCUCUCCUGACAUCGCCCUAAAUGCUAUAGCACAACUAGGCGUCCUUCGGUUUGGGGCUAACAGGUCUUUCGUUUCCAUCAUCGAUGGCCAGAAUCAACUCAUCAUUGCUGAGGCGACUGGAUCUAUAUCUUUGCGAAAUAAAGACCAACAUCUACCCGACGAUGGCAUAUAUUUGGGUUUCAUCUCUCUGGAUCUCGCCUGGGGUGUAUGCCCCCAUACAAUCAAACUGUUCACAUCCGUGGAUAACGCAAUGGAGAUCGAUACUCCCAACAUAACUGCCAAUCGAACCCGCUAUAUCAUUCGCAAUUUCACAGCGGAGGAGUGCUUCCGAGAUCGACCCUAUGUAGUCGGAUGGCCUCACAUGCGCUUUUAUGCAGAAGUACCUCUGUUCAGCCCCUCUGGACAUGUACUAGGCUCGUAUUGCAUCGUGGAUGAUAGCCCGCGUUCCGUCUUUGGGGAUACUGAGGUCGCCUCGCUACAGGAAGUUGCGGACGCCAUAGCUCAACAUUUAGAGAACACUCGAAUUGUACACUAUCAUCGUCGUGCAGAAAAAUUAGUUAAGGGAGUAACAGAAUUUGUUACCGGUCAUUCAGAACUGAUUGAAACUGAGCAGCCGGCUGCCCCGUUAUUCGAUCUACCCGUUCAUUCCAAGCCAUCGGCUGACGAUGGAGGCACCCCUGAGGACUUCGAUCCAUCAGACAGUAACGAAGAAACAUCACUAUCAUCCUCUUAUGACAAUUCCGAAAAUACGGGAUCGACAUCUCCCAUGGUGGGGUUCACGCCAGUGCGGGAGAAGAUGUUGGAUGACCUCUGGAAUCCCGAUACUCAACCUGCAUCUGACGAUACUAGUGCCAAGCUUGAAUCUUCAAAGACCAAAUCCGACUUAGUCAUUUCAAAAUGCAUCGCUUCAAUCUUCUCCCGUGCCAGUACUAUUCUUCUAAGCUCAAUGGAACUCGAUGGAGUAUUGUUUGUGGAUGCAUAUCGAAGUAACUCUGGAACCGUAUCAUCUGAAACCCUCGGUGCUUGGGAGCCCCUACCCAAAGUUCUACACACAACCUUCCCAAAUAACAUUCCACCAGAUCCAUCAAAACUGAAAGAAGGGAAAAAGCUAUGUGAUAGCUUCGGACAUGCCCUUAGGAGUUCAUCGGAAAGUAGUGCCGAUGAUAAAGACCGUAGAGUCGCCGUAACAGAGGAGCUACUGCAGAAGAUGAUUACGGUUUUUCCUCACGGCCAGAUUUUCAAUAUGAGCGAUCGGGAUGAUGGUGCAGACUAUCUUUCCUAUGGUAAUGCAGGUGGCGAAGCUGGCACUGAGUUGCAAACUCUCCAUGAACUCACAUUUCAAUUAUCACAGCAACUGCCAGAAGUUGAUUCUGUUCUCUUUUUGCCUCUGUGGGAUUGGAACAAAUCCCGCUGGCUGGCCGGGACCUUAGUUUGGUCGAGCAACAAAGAGCGUGCCUUAGGGUUGGAAGAGCUUGGCUUCUUCAAGGCUUUCAGCAAUUCAAUCAUCUCUGAAGUUGCCAGGGCUGAAUGGGAGAUCGCAGAGAAAUCAAAAUCCGAUUUUAUCUCCUCUGUUAGCCACGAGCUCCGUUCUCCACUCCACGGGAUUCUCGGCAACGCUGAACUACUGCAGCAAACGGAUCUUUCGCCUGCUCAAGGAGAUAUGCUCAAAAUGAUUGAAUCAUGCGGCUCGGCGUUGUUAGACGUUGUGAAUCAUCUGUUGGACUUUACAAAGAUUAACAAUCUGACAAGAUCCAAUACACUCGACAGCGACUAUCCCUCAAGGUUCAUCACUGUUUUCGAUUUAGGGGCAUUGGUAGAAGAAGCGACCGAAAUGAUAUAUACCUCGCAGAUGAUGGGCAAAAAGAGCAUCUUCCAGUCCAAGGACAUAUAUUCAUCGGCCUCUCAUGAUACAACCAGUAUUGAACCUCUUACUGUCAUCGUUCGGAUCGAGGAACUGAAUAGUUUCAAGGUGCGCUCAGUGGCUGGUGCUUGGACAAGAAUCGUCAUGAGUCUGGUCAGCAACUCCAUGAAAUGGACGCAAGACGGAUUUAUCGAAGUCUCUCUGUCCAAUGUCAUCACAGAGCCCAACACUGAACCUAAAAUGGUCCUUCUAUCUGUGAAAGAUACGGGCUGUGGAAUAUCUCCUGACUUUUUAAAACACUCAGUCUUCUCUCCGUUCGCUCAGGAGGAUUCUCUUCAAGAAGGCGUGGGGCUUGGACUCAGUAUAGUGCACUCGCUCGUGAGCUUCCUUGGAGGUGAUAUUAAGGUAAAAAGCGAAUUGGGAGUCGGAACGCAAGUGGACAUCACCGUACCUAUCCACAUCUUCGACUCGGGCAUUGCAGAAACCACAAGUUCUAACUAUGACUUGCCCAAAUCCAUCCCAGCCACUCGUGCAUGCCUCAUCGGCUUCGAUGAUUACCCAGGCAUGUGCGAACCUCUUGGCAACUUAAGUAAAGAAUCAAAGCGCAAAGUGUCGAUUCAAAGCUUCCUAAGCAAUGUUUUUUUGGCGCAACCGAAUUGGAGCGUCUCGUUCGUCGAGGCCAUUGAUGAGGCCCAUGGGAAGGUUGCGAUCAUUGAGGAAACGAAACUGCAUCAGUUGAUGCAAGAGGACCCUUUCUCUUUGGACCAAACGAUGUUCAAAUCUUUCAUUGUGCUUGGAGACAAAUCUCAAAAAUUGAAAGACAAGACACCUUUCAAUUGGAUAUCUCAGCCAUAUGGUCCUCGAAAACUAAGAAAUGCCAUCAAAUCCCUCUUUAACGAAGCCGACUUUGAUCCCAACCUAUCAGAAAAGCAUUCUCAAACAACGUUUGCUCCAGAGCUCAUUCCUCCUCUUGAUAUACUUGAAAUAAUUGAGACUCAAAAAUCUCCCGAAGAAGACUCCCCAACUUCAACUCAAACAAUACUGGGUCCCUUACCACCUAAUCCUGUCAUACCCGAACUACCCAAUAAAAACGAUUUUCACGUGCUUAUUGUUGACGAUAACAAUAUCAAUUUGAAGAUCAUAGCUACAUUCAUGAACAAAAUUGGCUGCACCUACGAAUCUGCUACCAAUGGGCUAAUUGCGCUGGAGAAAUACAAGGAGUCAACCAAACGAUUCAAAUACGUUCUAAUGGAUCUCUCCAUGCCGGUCAUGGAUGGCCUCGUUUCUACGAGCAAAAUCCGUGAAUUUGAAAAGGAGAGCAGACUAGAACCAGCUCGCAUUAUGGCCGUUACUGGGGUCGCUUCUGCUGAAAUGCAAAAGAAAGCCCAGUUAGCCGGUAUUGACGACUACCUCAUCAAACCCGUCUCCCUUCAGUCUUUGAAAACGAUGAUGACAUGA